This is a messenger RNA of Drosophila kikkawai, 1928 nucleotides long. It is a transcript of the gene Cyp303a1, whose product is annotated as Probable cytochrome P450 303a1. Gene Ontology annotation, molecular function: iron ion binding; oxidoreductase activity, acting on paired donors, with incorporation or reduction of molecular oxygen, reduced flavin or flavoprotein as one donor, and incorporation of one atom of oxygen; heme binding. The record is from RefSeq and is a predicted model, not a curated record. Lineage: Eukaryota; Metazoa; Arthropoda; Insecta; Diptera; Drosophilidae. Gene Ontology annotation, cellular component: cytoplasm; intracellular membrane-bounded organelle. Gene Ontology annotation, biological process: xenobiotic metabolic process.
GAGAUCUAUAAAACCCAGGCCCAACCAACCGAGCGGAUUCAGUCGUUUUGGGUGAACGUCAGGUGCAGGAACUGGACUCUGGACUGGAUCACCAGGAAACCAACUUCGACCACCAUCCAGUGGGAUUGCAUAACAACUGAGCAAAGCAAAGUGAAAGCCGAAGGAAAGGAAAAUAAAACAUGUUUUAUGCUGUCAUCUGGAUUUUCUGCGCCACUCUUUUCGCAAUCCUGUUUGGGGGAGUGCGAAAGCCCAAGAGAUUUCCGCCAGGACCUCGUUGGUAUCCCAUAGUGGGCAGUGCCCUGCAUGUUUCCCAACUGAGAUGCCGCCUGGGAAUGUUCUGCAAGGUGAUCGAUGUUUUUGCCAAGCAAUAUGUGAAUCCUUAUGGCUUCUUUGGCCUCAAGAUUGGCAAGGACAAGGUGGUGAUAGCCUAUACGAACGAUGCCAUCAGUGAAAUGAUGACCAAUGAGGAUAUAGAUGGCAGGCCCGAUGGCAUCUUUUAUCGCCUGAGGACCUUCAACUCACGAUUGGGUGUUCUCCUCACCGAUGGUGAGAUGUGGGUGGAGCAGCGAAGAUUUAUCCUGCGGCAUUUAAAAAACUUUGGCUUUGCCAGAAGCGGCAUGAUGGAUAUUGUCCACAAUGAAGCCACCUGCUUGCUGCAGGACCUCAAGGAACAGGUGGCUAGGGCUGGCGGAAUGCAGGCGCGGAUUGAGAUGCACGAUUUGACGAGUGUUUAUGUCUUGAAUACCCUCUGGUGCAUGCUGAGCGGCAGGAGAUACGAGCCCGGUUCUCCGGAGAUCACGGAACUCCUGGAGACAUUCUUCGAGCUCUUCAAGAACAUCGAUAUGGUGGGUGCUUUAUUCAGUCACUUUCCAUUGCUGCGGUUCAUUGCCCCUGAUUACUCUGGCUACAAUGGCUUUGUGGAGAGCCAUCGAUCCCUGUACUCCUUUAUGAGCAAGGAGAUUGAGCUGCAUCGCCUGACCUACAAGAACUACGAUGAGCCAAGGGAUCUAAUGGACUCGUAUCUGCGUGCCCAGGAGGAGGCUGGAAGCGACGAUCCCAAGGGCAUGUUUAGUGAUGAGAGCCUGCUGGCCAUUUGCCUGGACAUGUUUCUGGCCGGUUCCGAGACCACCAACAAAAGCCUUGGCUUCUGUUUUAUGCAUUUGGUUCUGCAGCCCGAGAUCCAGGAGCGAGCUUAUCGGGAAAUCAAGGAGGUUGUGGGUCUGGAAAGAAUUCCCGAGUGGUCCAGGGAUCGCUCCAAGUUGCCCUACUGCGAGGCCAUCACCUUGGAGGCUGUUAGGAUGUUCAUGCUCCACACUUUUGGCAUUCCACAUCGAGCUGUGUGCGACACCCGCUUGUCGGGCUAUGAAAUCCCAAAGGAUACCAUGGUAAUUGCCUGCUUCCGAGGCAUGCUGAUCAAUCCCGUGGACUUCCCCGACCCAGAGGCAUUCAAUCCCGAGCGAUUCCUCUUCGAUGGACAUUUGAAACUGCCAGAGGCAUUCAAUCCCUUUGGCUUUGGCCGUCAUCGCUGCAUGGGAGACCUGCUGGGCAGGCAGAACCUGUUUAUGUUUACAACCACUGUGCUGCAGAACUUUAAGCUGGUGGCCAUUCCUGGCCAGAUGCCGGAGGAGGUGCCACUCGAGGGAGCCACGGCAGCUGUGAAGCCAUACGACAUCAUGUUGGUGGCUAGAGAAGAGCAGGGAGUUUGAAGCGGAGUUCUGUUGAAUGUUAACCUAAUUUUAACUGGUUAUUGGUUAAGGUUCAAGUCGAAAAACUAUUCUACAAAUUCUGCUUAAAUAAAGUUGUCAAAUUAUAUUAUUUUUACUCUGUAUACUUUUUUGUUAACUCAGAACAAAUUAACGAAGAAAAAAUUAUCGAAGUGGGAGUAAUUUAUUUAUAAACAAGAAAGCAAGCUAACUUUGGCCAGCCAA